GUACAGGAAGACCAACAAGGAAGAGUAGGAUGCGUGGUGCUGUGACCGUAGGGCUGCGACUGACCGGACAGACGUGUUAGGGGUGUUUUGGGUGUUUCGCACAGGUAUAGGUAAAGGCGCUAUAUGACGGUCAAGUCAGCAGCUCAGGCAGUACUUAGUCCUUCGUCUGCACAGCACUGUGUCUGCUUCCACGUUGUUUGCUUUUUUUAAAAAUUGCUUUAAUCCGUUAAAUAAAAGCAUCCAGAUACUUUGCAGGGAAGAUGAGCGGCGACCGUGGCGCAGGGAAGGGAGCCGUUCCGUGUCACGUAGUGAAGGAGGAGGUUAUAGCAGAGGGAAGGUGGCUCAAGCUGGAAAAAACUACCUAUGUGGACGGCGGUGGGACAACCAGGAUCUGGGAAACCGCAAAGAGGACCACAAGAAAGCGCGACUCCAGCGCUGAUGGCGUGGGAAUCAUAGCCAUCCUGAAAAGGACCCUCCACAUAGACUGCGUGGUGCUGGUGAAGCAGUUUCGGCCGCCGAUGGGCCGUCACACCCUGGAGUUCCCAGCAGGGCUCUUGGACGAGAACGAGAGCAUGGAAGCAGCGGCACUGAGGGAGCUGAAGGAGGAGACAGGGUACAUAGGCGAGGUGGUGGGCAUCACCCCAGUGUCAUGUCUGGAUCCUGGCCUGUCGAACUGCACCACUCAUAUCGUCAUGGUUAACAUCAAUGGCGAUGAUCCUGAGAACCUCAGUCCUACACAGCAGCUGGGUGACGCAGAAUUUGUUGAAGUUGUACUUCUACCUCUCAAUGAGUUCCAGAAGAAAAUCGAUGAACUGCUGCAGAAAGAAGACAUUAUUGUGGACUGCAAGGUGUACAUGUACGCCAUGGGCAUGACACAAGCUGUCGCCAAGCCCAGUGAGCUUCCAGUGCUGAAACAGUGAGGGUGACCCUAGUGGGCUAUAGUCCAAAAUCACCUUUCUGGGGAAACACUUUGAUUAUCGUGGACCUUGAUUUAGGUGCCUUGAGUCUGAGAUCAGACAGACAGUAUUUAGAACUUCCGUAUGUUUGUUUUGUAUCAGAUCGCUGUUUUUAAAUAAAACAACAUGGUAUGUUUCGUAAAUGCCUCCGUUUCACAUGAAUUAAUAAACAUCUGCUCACUGACUUGAUGAGUGAUCUUAAAGAUUCGUGUUGGUUCAUUUUCCCGAAUGGCUGUACUAGUGUUCUGGAUGUCGAACAAGUUUGUUUUCUUCAGGAGUUGUGACACAGGCGAAGGCGAUGAACAGCAGUUAUUAAUUUUUUUUUAUUUCCAACAAGUGAAAUAACAAGACAUUUCUCACCUUCCAUAGCAUCAUAGGCAGGGAUUACAUGGAGAACAGGUCUAGGUCUGAGGACCUGUUUGGCCACGCCCUAAAGCACACUGCAGAGCGACUGUGACUGUGACUGCUGAGCCCCGCAUUGGCUCUACUUUCUGCAUCUGAACAAAGCAGCUUGACUCACUACACACAAUGGAAAGAAUAAUACACUUUGCUUGUGUGCUGAACAACAAAGGAAAAACACUGAAAAUCACUCAAACAGAAACUACGAUAAAAAUCCUGAGGUGCAUAUAUUCAAAGCAUCUUUAAAAUACUAAGGAGUUAACUUUUACUGUAAUUAUCAUGCUAUUUGGGCCUAGUUUGACCUUUGAACAAAGUAAUGCUGUUAAUUUUGCAACCCAUUUUUAAGGCAAAUGAUGCUAAUUUUU
Molecule: messenger RNA, 1720 nt
Organism: Brienomyrus brachyistius
Lineage: Eukaryota; Metazoa; Chordata; Actinopteri; Osteoglossiformes; Mormyridae
Gene: nudt5
Product: nudix (nucleoside diphosphate linked moiety X)-type motif 5
Exons: 8
Coding region: 261-920 (219 amino acids)
Biological process (GO): ribose phosphate metabolic process; nucleoside phosphate metabolic process
Cellular component (GO): nucleus
Molecular function (GO): ADP-ribose diphosphatase activity
Source: RefSeq, a predicted model, not a curated record